AUGCCACCAUUCCAAGUGCCAAUUGACGGAUUAUGGCGUUGUUUAUGCCCAUCGAUAGACGCUAUAGCACUUUCGUGCCAUAGGUCUCCAAUACGCGCUGCUGCAAGGCCAAUAGUUCGCAUCUGUCGCAACAAUAGAUUCGAUCCCAAUCCCCAACCUCGACGUUUUCACAGCUCCGAUCGAACAAGAUGGCAAAUCAGCCCAGAGCGUGGGUCAACUCAGAACUCAGGAACAUCAGCCAGACCUGAUUCCACCACCUCUCUGCUAGUAGACAUUGGGCAAGAUGCGUCACGAUGGGCGAACCCAGGCAGGAGAGGGAAGGGAUCUAUACAUGACAAACUUGCAAACCUCGAAAUGGUGCCCAGCAACUUAAUUUAUGAUCGCCUGCGCGCUUGGUGGGGGAGAGAAGGAGCUUUUCACGACAUACUAGGUUUAGUAGAGUAUUUGGUUCUUGUUAGAGGCGAGAAGCCAGAUGCGCAAUAUGGUAGCGUUGAAGCGGUCUUGGCCAUUCACCCAGACUAUCUCCUUCGCAACGAAAUAUUGCAAGAAAUGAAGGAACGAUGGCUCGGCCUCUCGCCCGAUGGUUGGCACAAUCUGGUUGUAGGCUUGCUACGGGAUCGGCAGAUUGAAAUUGCGGUAGAUAAACUGGAACAGAUGCAGAUGGACCAAAUAACUAUCCAACCGUGGCUAUAUGAGAUUACAUUAUACAAGCUUUGUGAGGUUGGAGAACUUGACCAAGCUCUUCAAAUACUUGUUCAUUGUUUCCAACAUGACAGAAAGAGAAUAUCUCAAGCAGUGUGGUACUUUCUCUUGGACAAAUUUAGUGGCGCGUUUCAUUACGAGGGCACGAAUUAUAUCUGGAAGCUUCGGGUCAUCCACAAUCACUUAUAUCCUUCCGAUGGCAUAUGUGCGAAUGUCAUAAAUCUUGCAGCACGUUUUGGAGAUUCUGCACUCGCAACAUCAGCGACGGGCAUCCUGUCUUCACGUCGCACCGCUCUUACACCCCUCCACUACGAAUCUCUUCUAGCAUCUUAUGCCAAGGCGGGUGACCUUAAUACUGCCUUUCGCGUGCUAGGUAUCAUGGCCGCCGCCGGCUUUCGACCAGACUCUGGGAAUACUCGUCCUCUCUUUGAGUAUCUUUCUGGUUCCAUUUCGAGACCUCCUGAGGCCUGGGAAGUUCUAAAAGGCCAUUUCGAGGAUGGCCACACUAUCCAGGUAGCAGGCAUCAACGUCAUUAUAGAAGCACAUAUUGCACAACAGCAAUUUGAGCAGGCUUUAGAAGUUUACAAGCAACUUCACAUCAUUUGUGAAACCGGCCCCAAUAUCGAGACCUUCAACAUACUCUUGCAGGGAGCUGAAAGAUCAAAGCUGAAAGAAUCGGCCAUGUUUCUAGCUUCCGAAUUGGUGGCACUCGGUAUCAAGCCAGACCACCUGACGUACGAUCGCCUUAUUAUGGUAUGCCUAAAUGAGAAAGACUAUGAAGAUGCUUUUAAUUAUCUGGAAGAGAUGGUUGAGGUUGGAAAAGAUAAAUUUGAGGACAGUGGACGCAAAGGUUGGUGGAUGAGGAAAGGCACGGCGCUCGCGAUGGCCCAGCAGUGUGCAACACACAACGAUAUGCGCGGCAAACAAAUAUUGGAACAGGCGGUGGAGAGAAACUUAAUUGAUGACUGGUACGCAAAUAAACUGUACGAAGAACUUUACGGCGACGUUAGGCCACAUAAAUGGGACUUCGCAGAGACCUCCCCAACACCAACAUCCGAAGUCAACGUUCAACGUGCGUACGAAGCGAGAGACGCUGCCUAG
Glarea lozoyensis ATCC 20868 is the source of this 1803-nucleotide messenger RNA. RefSeq lists its product as uncharacterized. Gene Ontology annotation, molecular function: protein binding. The record is from RefSeq and is a predicted model, not a curated record. Bases 1 to 1803 code for a protein of 600 amino acids. The transcript has 4 exons. Lineage: Eukaryota; Fungi; Ascomycota; Leotiomycetes; Helotiales; Helotiaceae.